AUGCAUGGCCGCGUCUCCGCGGCGGCGCCGGGACUCAUGACGCAACCGGCCAUAUGUAGGGGGCACGGCAACAGCAGGAGGCGGCAGCAGUUGGGCGCGGUGGCAGCGGCGGCGCCGCUGGCACAGUCGGCAGCAGCGGUGCAGGAGGGGGCCGAGGUGGUGGGAACCGUGGUGUGGGCCGGGCCCAAGGGCGCCAAAGUGCUGCUGCCUGAUGACACCAUCGGCUUCAUGCCAUCCCGUGAGGCCCCCUUUGUGAUAAGGGACGCAUUGGAGGAUCGGGCGACCCCUGCAGGCCGCGAGGGGCCCUGCCUGCCCAAAGGUCUCGUGCGCACAUUCAAGCACAAGGAGAAUUUGAAGGUGACUGUGGAGGGUGCCAACAAUGGAGGGCUGUUGUCCCGCCUGAACGGGCUCUCCCUUUUUGUGCCUGUGUCACAACUAGAGAAGAAGGGGCACAACGAGUGGUGGACGGAGCAGGCAAGCGUGGAUAUGACAGCCCAGUUUGCUGGACAGGAGGUGGGCACCCUUGUCACUGGCAGCGUGCGUCGCAUAGAGCCAUUUGGAGUGUUUGUGGGCAUCAAUAACACUCGCGUUAGCGGCCUGCUCCACAUCUCAAACGUCUCGCGGCAGCACAUUGAGACUGUGCAAGGUGUGUUCGAGGUUGGUGAGGAGGUCAAGUGCCUGGUAAUGGGACUGGAUCCUGGCUACACCAACAUCUCUCUCUCCAUCGCAGAGCUCGAGCUAGAGGAGGGUGACGUGUUGUGCAACAAGCAGCGCGUUUGGGAGAAGGCAGAGGAGCAGGCUGGGCUAUUCAGAGCCCAUCUCGACGAGCUGAGAGAGCAAGGCUAUGAUUUUGAUCAGCAAGUCGAUGCCUAA
Chlorella variabilis is the source of this 873-nucleotide messenger RNA. RefSeq lists its product as hypothetical. Gene Ontology annotation, molecular function: RNA binding. Gene Ontology annotation, biological process: RNA stabilization. The record is from RefSeq and is a predicted model, not a curated record. Lineage: Eukaryota; Viridiplantae; Chlorophyta; Trebouxiophyceae; Chlorellales; Chlorellaceae. The transcript is spliced from 7 exons. Bases 1 to 873 code for a protein of 290 amino acids.